AUGGACCCUGAGAAAAUGGAUGUUGUUCGUGAGGAAGCAAUUAGUCCGUCUAAUGAGCCUAUCCAGCAAAAUCAGGUCUUCCAUAAAGAGCCCUUGCACCGAGAUCCUCAUGGGCUUCCAGUGAUUCCGCAGCCGACAGCCCAUAAAGAUGACCCAUUGAAUUGGCAUCCCGCGCUCAAAUUGAGCGUCUGUCUCCAAGUCAGUUGGCUUGCCCUCCUGGGGCCACUUUCAGCUGCGGUUGCGAAUCCAUCAUUUGUUCUGAUGAGCCACACGUUUGGCUUGAGUGUUGAGGAAGCUAGUUACGAACUCACGGUCUUUCUCGUUUGUGCCGGAGUUGGGCCAUUGGCCGUCGUCCCCUUUGCCAAUGCAUAUGGCCGUCGACCUGUUUACCUGCUGGGUAAUCUCAUCGCAGCCAUCACGAAUAUCAUUGCGGGUUAUUGCGACACCUGGGCUGGGAUAAUGAUUACCCGUGUCUUUAAUGGAUUGGGCGCCGGCGCUGUCAUCGCCAUGGGUGCAGCAACUAUCUGCGAUCUGUACUUUGUGCAUCAACGGGGGGUUUAUAUGGGUAUUUAUACCCUUGCACUGACAAGUGGAGCACACGUUGCUCCUCUUCUCGGGGGCUUCAUCGCGCAGUCUCUCGGGUGGCGAUCCUGCUUCUACAUUCCCGGCUAUAUACAGCUGGGCACGUUCGUCUUGACUCUCUUCAGUCUACCCGAGACUCGUUAUUCAGCGGCGCAUCGUUCUGACUCCACGCCGUAUCUGGAGCAAACAUACUUCCAAAAUCUGGUUUUCAAGCGGAGCAAGGCUCCCGGCCGUCGACCGAAUCUCCGAGAUUUUUAUAGGCCCUUUGAGAUGCUCAAAUUAGUCGCCAUCUUAUGUCCUGCCGUCUUAUACAUGGCCUGCUUUGGUUACGGCACUGUACUUUUUGCGCUGACAGGUGCCAAAUUAUUUACCACUCUCUAUGGGUUUACUACCGCUCAGACAGGUCUGAUGCUUAGCAUACCUCUGCUGCUUGGAGGCAUAACCGGGGAGUUCAGCGCUGGCUGGGUGACUGACUGGCUUUCAAAUCGCCACGCAAAACGGAAUAAUGGCGACCGUCUUCCCGAAGCCCGGCUAACUGCUAUAUACGGCGCCUUGUUUGUUCCAGUUGGCGUGAUUAUUGAAGGGGUAUGUCUUUCACACAGUGAAACGGUUAGUUGGGUGGGAAGCGCGUUUGGAAUGGGCAUCGCCAAUAUGGGCCUUCAAAUCGCUACUACAACAAUAUAUGCGUAUGCUACGGAUGUCAGUUCAAGUGCAGAGAUAUCCACUAUAUUCAACGCUUUCCGACAGAUAUUCUCGUGUCUCAUUUCCUUCUACGCGAUUCCGUUUGCUGAAAGAAUCGGUAUCCAAUAUGCCUGGCUGACGUUUGCAAUCAUCGUUGUAAUACUUCUAAUCCCCGUCGUUUUCCUCAAGUUUCAAGGCCCAAAGUGGAGGAAUCUUCCCUCUCAAAAGCCUCCCCUUUAG
Molecule: messenger RNA, 1503 nt
Organism: Penicillium canariense
Lineage: Eukaryota; Fungi; Ascomycota; Eurotiomycetes; Eurotiales; Aspergillaceae
Exons: 6
Coding region: 1-1503 (500 amino acids)
Biological process (GO): transmembrane transport
Molecular function (GO): transmembrane transporter activity
Source: RefSeq, a predicted model, not a curated record